Botrytis porri is the source of this 1428-nucleotide messenger RNA. RefSeq lists its product as uncharacterized. The transcript has a single exon. NCBI's taxonomy places the organism in Eukaryota, Fungi, Ascomycota, Leotiomycetes, Helotiales, Sclerotiniaceae. Bases 1 to 1428 code for a protein of 475 amino acids. The record is from RefSeq and is a predicted model, not a curated record.
AUGAGAGCUAUCUUCCAAGCUGCUGGGCUCCUUCGUUGUCCAACCGAAGUUCACUGCAUGAUCUUUCAGUUUCUCUCCGCCGAACAUUUCUAUGGUUUAUUCUGGGCAUGCAAGAUAUUGAAUAGGAUUGCGGAGCCGUUCCUGUACUCUGAGAUUCAAUUGAAUUGGAGGAAACAUUCGAGACCACCCCGAAUCAUUUCACUCAUCAAAAAUAUACUCUCGAGACCCCACCUAGCGGUUCGUGUAAAAGGUCUCACGCUCGGUAGAAGCGGUGGCGAAUCUCUGCGUAGCCUUGCCACAAUUCGUGACGUUAGACUCACCGUGGAUGAAACUGACCUCGAACAAUUGAUUGAGGUCAUCAAGACCUUCAACACUGAUUAUGAAGAUAUUUGGAUCAGCGAAUUGCGCAACAGGAAUAUGGACGCUUUCGUCGCCAUCUUACUGUGUAAACUCCCGAAUCUGAUAUACUUUCGAUUGAAUCCGAAUUUUUCGCAUGGUAGUGAAAUCGUUGGCUUGGUCCUCAGAUCGACUCUUUGCCAAGAUGGCAAUUGUGGAAUUGCGUCUUUUCAACGACUUCAGCAUGUGACCUUCAAACAGACAACCAUAGGUCGCUUUAGACGCAAAAAUCUGAACCCACAAGACGUCCUUCCGUUUUUAUCUUUUCCAAACAUUGUUUGUCUAUCGGCUGCAAUAGCUACUCCCAUAGAUUACUGGUGGCCUCUAAAUUCAAGGCCUGUCGCAUCAACCAUUACGUCGCUAGAUCUUGACAUGGUAAAGGCAGGUAUGCUUUAUGACAUCCUAAGUGUUACAACUAGACUCGAGACUCUACGCUGGAGAUGGCAUCAUUAUGGCAAUAGUGUAACUACGAUCCGAUACAACGUUAUCACUGAUGCAUUGUCGCUCGUUCGAGAUACCUUGACUGACCUCACUAUCUCCGCAGAAAAUGAAGUGGUUAAUGCGGAUUCUUAUUCCAUCGGAGUCGCAGGAUCAUUACAUGAACUCAUCAAUUUCAACUCUUUGAAAAGACUUGAGAUUAAUUUGGAAUUCAUGCUGGGAACUACCGCAAGCCCGAGUAAUCGACUUCGCUGUCGUCCUCCGUAUGGCCGGUCUUUAUAUUUUGAACGCAUUGUACCUAAGAAUAUUGAGGUUCUCACACUUACUGAUGAUAAAGAACUAGAAUGGAACAAUUGUGUUGAUUAUCAUAGGAUAGCCACGGCAAUUCAAUUUUGGUUGGGUGCUUGGAAAAUCUCAACACCUCAUCUUCGAAGCAUUCGUUUUCUACUGAUGUAUGACUAUCAGGAAUUUGACUCCACUCCCACCCGUGAUCUAUACAAACUUGAUCGUACUAUGCGACUCCAUCUCGACAGAUUAAGUGCGGUAACGGGGAUUGAAAUUGAAGUACGACGGGUAUAUAGAACAGAUCUUUGA